Cucumis sativus (cucumber) is the source of this 824-nucleotide messenger RNA. Its product is annotated as GDSL esterase/lipase At1g29670. Gene Ontology annotation, molecular function: hydrolase activity, acting on ester bonds. The transcript has 3 exons. The record is from RefSeq and is a predicted model, not a curated record. Lineage: Eukaryota; Viridiplantae; Streptophyta; Magnoliopsida; Cucurbitales; Cucurbitaceae. Bases 111 to 707 code for a protein of 198 amino acids.
GAACAAGCUUCAACAAACAAUUGGAUCAGCAUAAUAAUAUAAUUUCAAAAUUCAAUGAGUUAUUAGGAAGCAAGAGCAAUGUUAAGACUCAUCUUAAUAGUUGCUUGUACAUGGUUAAUAUUGGUGGGAAUGAUUAUCUUAAUAACUAUUUUAUGCCACUUUACUACAAAACAAGUGUCCAAUUCACUCCACAACAAUAUGCCAUCGCUCUAACCAAACAGCUCUCCCUCCAAUUGAAGGGAUUAUACGAAAAGGGAGCAAGAAAAGUAGCGAUUUUUGGAGGAGGGAUUGUUGGGUGUAGUCCAUAUGCAAAGGCUAAGUUUGACCACAAAGGAUCUUCAUGUGUUGACAAAAUUAACAAUGCAAUUCAACUUUUCAACAUUGGCCUUAAGUCUCUUGUUAAGGAUUUUAAUACCAAUUUUGGUGAUGCCAACUUCAUCUUCAUUGACGUCUUCAACAUUGCUCUUCAUGAUACCUCUUCCAAUCAAGGUGUAAUAAAUAGAGAUAAUCCUUGCUGCGAACUUCGAGGUGAUGGACUGCAGUGUGAAGUUAAUGGGAAAGUAUGUGGCAAUAGAAGUGAAUAUAUAUUUUGGGAUGGAGUUCACCCAACUGAGAUUGGAAUGAUGACAUUGGCCACUAGAGCUUUCAAUGCCCAACAUCCUAAUGAUACUUACCCUUUUGAUAUUAAUCAUUUAGCUCAACUUUAAAAUAUCAUAUAAAUUGUACACACAAAUGUUCUAAUGCAAAUUACAAACUACCUCUUUGUACUGUGACAGUGUGCUCCCAAGUUUCUUUUCUCGUUAUUGAAAAAUCCAUUUUUUUAA